AUGGGAGGACUUGUUCCUUGGUUGUUUUUUCCCCGUGAAAGCGCUGACCGAGCCGUGUUAUCGCUCUCCCGCAUCAACGUUUCCCUGGGAAACUUUGCCAUCACCUGCAUGGGGGGAAUCGAAGCUGAACAGGCUGAGGCAGCUCACGCGUACUGGUCAGUCCCUAUUAAGCACUCUGAGAGAACAGGGAAUCUUUUCCAAAGAAUACUGCAGCAUCCGGAUGGGACAGUCUUGAAGCAGUUGCAGCCACCGCCCCGCGGCCCUCGGGAGCAAGAGUUCUACAACAAGGUUUAUGACUCUGGCUGUUGUGACAGCAUUCUUCUGGAGCUGCGGGAAUACCUGCCAAAAUACUUUGGUGUCUGGUCACCACCUGCUGCACCAAAUGAUACAUAUCUAAAACUGGAAGAUGUGACCCGUAAGUUUAAGAAGCCAUGUAUAAUGGAUGUAAAAAUAGGUCAGAAAAGUUACGAUCCGUAUGCAUCAGCUGAAAAGAUCCAGCAACAGGUCAGCAAGUACCCGCUAAUGGAAGAGAUCGGCUUUUUGGUGCUUGGCAUGAGGGUUUACCACGUCUGCACUGACAGCUACGAGACCCAAAACCAGCACUACGGAAGGAGCCUCACGAAGGAAACCGUAAAAGAUGGUGUCUCCAAGUUCUUUCACAACGGGUACUGCCUAAGAAAAGAUGCUGUCGCUGCCAGCAUUCAGAAAAUUGAGAAAAUCCUGGAGUGGUUUGAGAGUCAGGAGCAGCUCAACUUCUACGCCAGCUCGUUGCUGUUUGUGUAUGAGGGCUCGUAUCAGGCGACCACCGUGCGGUUGGGCGAGGUCACCUUGGCAGAGAAGAGAGUCCUGCCCAGGGGACUGUUAGGAGGAGACAUACUGGAGUAUAAUAAUAAUAUUCACGUAAUAAAUUCUACAGAGAAUGGGAAAAUAGAGGCCUCGGUAAGUAAAGGCUUGUCCAAGUUUUAUGCACUUCACAAAAAGGCGUAUUCCAAGAGACACCACCACGGUCAGCUCUCACUCAAAGUUGAAAACUUGGAGCAGGGCAACGUGUGGAAAAGGAGCACUUGCAUAACCCAGGAGCAUCUGAACGGGAACGUUCUACCCCAACUGGAAAAAGUUUUCUGUCACGUGCCAGCGGAAAUCAAGGAAAGCGCAAACGUGGAAGUCCGAAUGAUAGAUUUUGCUCACGUGUUUCCUAGCGACACGAGGGAUGAGGGCUACAUUUAUGGUCUGAAGAAUUUAAUCACAGUACUUCAAAAUAUUUUGGAUAAUUAAAUUCUUUGUUAUGGUUUUUACUGGGGGCCAAUGAUAAAGAAGAGCAACAACAUGAAGAAUUUCUGCACUUGUAAUGCUGUAUAACUGGGUUUGUAUUGUUCUACUAUAUUUUAUUUGUCUUUGUACUUUUGGUAGAAGGGUUUAACUUUUUAUAAUCUCACUCAGGAAAAUAAUCGAUAGUUAAUUAAGAAGUGUGAAAGGAUGAAGAUACUUGAGAUGAAGCAGGAUAGGUAAAUUGUUAGGCUGAAACGUAUAUGGCUGGCUUAAAUCCAAGGAGGACAGUUAUA
Molecule: messenger RNA, 1562 nt
Organism: Tinamus guttatus (white-throated tinamou)
Lineage: Eukaryota; Metazoa; Chordata; Aves; Tinamiformes; Tinamidae
Source: RefSeq, a predicted model, not a curated record